Molecule: messenger RNA, 1577 nt
Organism: Beta vulgaris subsp. vulgaris (sugar beet)
Lineage: Eukaryota; Viridiplantae; Streptophyta; Magnoliopsida; Caryophyllales; Amaranthaceae
Exons: 9
Coding region: 386-1387 (333 amino acids)
Molecular function (GO): DNA binding
Source: RefSeq, a predicted model, not a curated record
CGGAUGAAACUCCCCGGCCCGCUUACCACUCCCCCAGUCCUCAUAUUUCUGCACUCCAGUUGAAUUUCCUAUUCUUCAACGUCCAGGCGUCCACAUAAAUGCAAAGGGAUUUUGCACUAAAAAAAAAUUGCAGACGGAUUUACCAAUUCUGGCAAAUUUUUCAUGCUAUAGAAUUUUCUUAUCAGGUAUACUUUUGGAUGAGAUAAUAUCUGAGUCAGUGAUCAGACAUCAGUAGACUAAAUGUUUAUUUGAGUAGCCGUGCACUCGAUAUUGAAGUGGCAUUUUUAUUGGCUGAAGAAGCAUAUUCUUAAUUUCAGAUAUAGAAGUAGAGGCAAGGUUGUUCUCAAGGUGAACAAAUCUAUUCUUUGAACUAUAACUGCAAAGAAUGUCAACGAGCACAUUGACAAAUCCAGGAACCGCUGGUCUAUAUGGGUCAAGUCUUCUGUUAAGAAAGACAGUGGGAAGAUUCCAGUUACUUAAAGGGGCUGAAAGACAUCACCUGUGGAAUUAUGGUGUACAGAAUAUAUUUCUCAGAGGACAACCCUAUGACCGAGAAAAAAAAGGCACGAGGAUUGAAGCAGGAUGGCUUUUCAAAGGUGGUGGGGGUGAUAAACGCUUGGAUGCAAGCACUGAGCAUAGUGAAAGUGCCAAUGAGGAUAUAUUGAUUUUCUUUUUUCAGCUGGACUUGACAACUCGGGUUCAGUAUGCUUUGAACUUGGAGCAGUAUGAUAUUGCUCAACAGUUGAGGAACAGACUAACUGAGGUUGAAGAAGAAGUCAUCAGGCAGCAGAAUGCAAAAAAGGGAUCGACCUCAAAAGUUGAUGCUCAGGAUCAAGGCAUCCGUUUGCUGAGAUUGCGUGCGGAUAUACAAAAGGCAAUUGACACUGAGAAUUAUGCCGUGGCUGCUGAAUUACGUGAUGAAAUUUCCAAAUUAGAAGCAGAGUCUUUGGCUGCAUCAGCAAAAGCUUUGAUAUAUGAGAAUGUUCAAUAUGCAUUCCGUUUGGGCCAGAAAGUGAGACAUAAGCUAUAUGGGUACUGUGGUGUAAUUUGUGGCAUGGAUCCUGUUUGCUGUGAAACAAGUGCGUGGAUGGAAACUGCAAAUGUUGCAAGUUUGUCCAGUGGUCCUAAUCAGCCUUUCUACCAGGUCUUGGUAGAUGUUCAUGAAGAUCCUGAACUUCUUGUGGCAUAUGUUCCUGAGGAGAAACUGCUAGCACCAGAAAAACCAGACUUGAGAAGGUUCGAUCACCCUUAUGUUUCAUUUCUAUUUUAUGGAACUGAUACAGAAGGAAAUUUCAUCCCGAUCAAACAGCUUCGUGAGAAGUAUAAUCAGCCUAGGUAUGAAGUGCCUUCUAAUCCUGAUGAUGAAGAGGGCGGAGAAGAUGGUUGAUGAAAACUACAUCAGAAUGAGAGAUUCCUUAGUAAAUGUAAUUGUUAUAGUUCACCGUGAAACAUGAUCUUGAAAGUUCUGAAUCGAAGUUCGAUCUUGAUUCAGUAGCUGAUUUUUCAUUAUGUUUGACUGUCCACUGCAAUUUACUGCUAAAAGUUGGUGCAUAUAUCAUGUCUGGCUUAUGUAUCUA